Photinus pyralis (common eastern firefly) is the source of this 1994-nucleotide messenger RNA. RefSeq lists its product as uncharacterized. Gene Ontology annotation, cellular component: membrane. Gene Ontology annotation, biological process: G protein-coupled receptor signaling pathway. Gene Ontology annotation, molecular function: adenylate cyclase inhibiting G protein-coupled glutamate receptor activity. The coding region runs from base 294 to 1994 and encodes 566 amino acids. NCBI's taxonomy places the organism in Eukaryota, Metazoa, Arthropoda, Insecta, Coleoptera, Lampyridae. The record is from RefSeq and is a predicted model, not a curated record. The transcript has 4 exons.
CGCGCGUAAUAUCGAACAGUGUAAUGAUCUUCUUUCAAUGGCAACUUUGCAUGGUUUUUCCCUUGGUGAAAAUGAAAUAAUGAGGUUUAGGGGGAGAGCUGGGGAGACCGGACAAAAUUGGUCACCAUUUUCAAUCCGAAGUCGAGACAAGAAUUGAUCAUCCUUCGCCUCGCCUCUAAAUUUGCAGGCAAUGGAGCUUAGAAGAAGAACGGCCAUAAUUCAAGAGUCGCAAGGACAUUAAGUAAAGAUAUAAACGGGGUCGAAUUUUCCCGUUAUAACAAGCCGUAUUUGCCAUGGCGCCAGUUCUGCUUUUUCUGGCGACGCACAUAGCUCUAGCCCUAAACUCAAAUCGAUACAGUGCGACCGAAAGUUCUAUCAAGCAAAAAUAUGCUAAUUACUUUCGACAAGAAAUUACUCAGGCUGUGAAUACGAGUUAUACUAAUGAGGGAACAAUUUCUAGUACCUUACACGCAACAAAUUUCAAUUUCACUACUCCCAAUUUUAAAGGUAACGACAAAGUUACGACCGCUUGGCCCAACAAUACGCGAAACUACAAAACAACUUUCAAUAGCACGCCAAACGCUGACAUGUAUAUUAAUUACAGUUUUAAUAGGGAAAGUUCGUUACCGACCCCAAAUGCGCCUACAGAAAGCUCGAGGUCAUUUAAAAACGGUGAGCGGUUAACUUCCAGCGAGACUAAUGGACAUAAUUUAACUAAGCCCUUAAAAAGCAGAAGGUUCGCGAACGUUUCCUCCAGCAAGUCAGUCAACCAAAAAACCGUCGCAGUUAACGAAGUGAUGAUACUAACGGACCAUUCUAAUUUAAUAAAGGUUGAGAAUUCGGAAAACUUUGUAACUGACAUAAAUAAUACCACAAGUGCUUCGUUUUCCUACGCGCCUGAGCCAGGAGAAAACUUGCAAACUAAUUUCGUCCUGGGAGAUGAAGCUGAAUUAUUAACUAACGCUGAGAGCCGCACGACGAUGUCCCCUUUUACAUAUCUUAAUAUUAAGAAUACCAAAGAUAGCCAAUCGGUUACGAAAUCUAACGUAAUUAAGAGAGGGAGUUUCGUAAGUCCAUCUAUUGUUCAAGACGUGGGGACAACGGAAACAUCAGCUGCAACCGUUGCGAAGAGGCAAUCAGGGAGUAUCCGACCGACAUCAUUUGUUCGAGAGGACUUUUUUAACGAGGUGGGUACCACGUCACUUUCGGUCACAACUGAAAGCCAAACUCUCCCAAUCGACGUCGUUGUGGGUAAAGAUAGUGAGAUCACUCCCGGUCCCAAAAUAUCGAAAUCAACACAAGAAACAGCGGAAACGUCGACAUUUCCGGCUAUUUUAACAGAAACGAAUCCGAAGUUAAACUUCGCAUCGAGUAUUUCAACAUCCACAUCUAGAGAAAUUUACAACGGCAAAAGUGAACGGUUGGACGAUGAAAAUCCCGAGGAUCCCGCGGGUUACGGUGACUACGGCGAACUUUCCACCGCGACCACAUUAGAAGGUAACGAUAAAGUGAUUGUGACUACCGAAUCUUUCGACGGCGAAACGGUCGAUUUAAAUAGUAAUGAUAAUGCGAUAAAAAUGUCGUCGGAGUUUCCGUGGCCUGUAAAGAAGGAGGCGGUAGUGGAAGGUGAUUUGGUGUUGGGUGGUUUAAUGAUGGUGCACGAACGUGAGGAUACCGUUACUUGUGGGCCUAUUAUGCCUCAAGGAGGCAUUCAGGCGCUCGAAGCGAUGCUCUAUACAUUAGAUCGUCUAAAUGAAGCUCCGACCUCGCUUCUCCCUAAUAUUACCUUAGGGGCGCACAUCUUAGAUGACUGCGAUAAAGACACUUACGGUCUCGAAAUGGCUGUUGACUUCAUUAAAGGUAAGCUUUCCUUAGUUAAUUUCUUGCGUGACCAAUUUAAAAGAGCCCAUUACGGUUGCGACUACGGAAAUAGGGCCUACACUCCUCUCUCAUUAAUCGGCCCAGACAAUCAAAAUCUGCUUAUAGAAACCUAA